This is a messenger RNA of Scheffersomyces stipitis CBS 6054, 1158 nucleotides long. RefSeq names its product TauD/TfdA dioxygenase family protein (gene TCD4). Gene Ontology annotation, cellular component: cytoplasm. Lineage: Eukaryota; Fungi; Ascomycota; Pichiomycetes; Serinales; Debaryomycetaceae. The transcript has a single exon. The record is from RefSeq and is a predicted model, not a curated record. Gene Ontology annotation, molecular function: sulfonate dioxygenase activity. The coding region runs from base 1 to 1158 and encodes 385 amino acids. Gene Ontology annotation, biological process: sulfur compound catabolic process.
AUGUCUUCAACUGCAACUUACGGAAACUUCGACACCCAUUUCUUUGCUGGCCAAGACGAAAUUGGGGAAGACGGAAUUUUGACCAUCAACAAGAGAAACAGAGAGCAAUCUCAUUACCCUGAAUUCUUGCCUACUUGGGAUCCCAGCCAGAAGUACCCACCUUUGAAGUUUUUCAAGCAUGAAGAUCCUGGAAAGAGAGCCGAUCCAUCUUUCCCCAAUCUAUUUGCCAAAGAUCACGAACAAAUCGUCAAGAAAGUCACUCCCAAGUUGGGAUCCGAAGUUAGGGGAGUUCAAUUGUCUCAAUUGGACUCAGCUGGUAAAGACGAGUUGGCUCUUUUUGUGGCACAAAGAGGAGUGGUAAUCUUCCGCGACCAGGAUUUCGCAGCCAAAGGUCCAGCUUUCGCAGUUGAAUAUGGUAAACACUUCGGAAGAUUGCACAUCCACCCAACAUCUGGUGCUCCAAGAAACCACCCAGAGUUGCACAUCACCUACAGAAGAGCUGAUCCCGGCGAAUUCGAGAGAGUUUUCUCCAAUAGCACUAAUGCUGUUCAGUACCAUACUGAUGUAUCCUACGAGUUGCAACCAGCAGGGAUCACUUUUUUCUCAGUAUUGGAAGGGCCGGAAUCCGGUGGUGACACCAUCUUCGCCGAUUCAGUCGAAGCAUACAACAGAUUAUCUCCAGCUUUCCAGAAGAGGUUGGCCGGCUUACAUGUGUUGCAUACUUCCGAAGACCAAGCUUCUAACUCUAGAGGCCAAGGUGGAAUUGAAAGAAGAAAGCCAGUUUCAAACAUCCAUCCAUUGGUCAGAAUUCAUCCAGUUACCGGUGCAAAGAGUUUGUUUGUCAAUAGAUCAUUUGCUAGAAGAAUCGUUGAGUUGAAAGAAGAAGAAUCCGAGUCUUUGCUUAAAUUCUUGUACGACCACAUUGAGCAAUCCCAUGACUUGCAAUUGAGAGCCAAUUGGGAACCAAACACAGUGGUUAUCUGGGACAAUAGAAGGGUGCACCACUCAGCCAUCAUCGACUGGGAAACUGCAGUUUCUAGACAUGCCUUCAGAAUCACUCCACAAGCCGAAAGACCUGUGGAAGACUUGAAGGACUUGAAUAAAGAAGAGUACGACGUUGGUGAUGUUGCUGAAGCUUUGAAAGCUGUUUUACAUUAG